GUGAAUUAUUCACAAAAAAGACAUAGUUGAAGAAACCGAGAGCAGUUUACUGUCACGACAGCAAAGCCAUCGUCAGCCACCGCGUGAGAACACUUGGGCAAGCAUCGCUCAUUCUCCGAUGCAACUCCGUCCUUCUCAGCUCAAAUACUCUUUUUUUUUCGUAGCCGCUCGUUCUUUACAUCGCCCACAGAGAGCGGAGCUCCUAUGCAAUAUGAGUCGGGAUCGCUCAAAGAGCAAGCGAGAACGGGCUCGGUCUGGAAAUUGGCGCUCUUUGUCAUUUUUGGGUUCUUGGCGAAGGAAGAGCGAUGGCAGGAGGACCAAUUGCAUCACUGUCGCAGUUAGUCUCGUGCCCACUGUCCCGGUCAUUGAGUCAAAGACAGCCGUUCUUGUGUCGGAAUGAUGUCGGACAUGGUCGGCAAGCCUGAGCCAUGCUCUCGGCUCGCCACAAUAAUACACCGCUGAGCGUUCAGUCAAACUUUUG
Laetiporus sulphureus 93-53 is the source of this 481-nucleotide messenger RNA. RefSeq lists its product as uncharacterized. The record is from RefSeq and is a predicted model, not a curated record. Lineage: Eukaryota; Fungi; Basidiomycota; Agaricomycetes; Polyporales; Laetiporaceae. Bases 119 to 400 code for a protein of 93 amino acids. The transcript is spliced from 4 exons.